Microplitis demolitor is the source of this 1362-nucleotide messenger RNA. RefSeq names its product prion-like-(Q/N-rich) domain-bearing protein 25. The transcript has 8 exons. Bases 1 to 1362 code for a protein of 453 amino acids. The record is from RefSeq and is a predicted model, not a curated record. Lineage: Eukaryota; Metazoa; Arthropoda; Insecta; Hymenoptera; Braconidae.
AUGUCAGCUGGUACCAAGUUUUUGAUUCUGAUUUUGAUAGUUCAAUUUGCAUGUUCCAUCGUUUUUGGAAAUCACGAAAACCCAGAUCAGUGUGCACAUAGUAGUGAUGUUUGUAUUCCAUAUUUGAUUCAGCCAUGCUGUGAAAGAAGCGACAUAUGUCAAAAAGGAGUGACACAAAACAUAUUUUUUUGCAUGGAAGCAGAUAUAUUAGGAAAGUCUUGUGAAAAUGAUCUUGAUUGUUACAGAAUUAGCAACGCAAUAUGUUCAAAAGAAGAUAUAUGCGUUUGUAAAUCAAACUAUGUUCCGGAUGAGAACAAUUCAACAUGUUUACCGUUAUUAGGAGAACGUUGUGAGCUCUUUGAAAAGUGUGGCUCUUAUAAUUCCCUAUGUAAACAUAAUCGAUGCGAAUGUUAUGCAUUCUAUGAAGAAAACGAUGGUCAAUGUCAACCGAGAUAUUUGGGACAAUCAUGCAGAAUAGAUAAAGAUUGCUGGAGAAUAAAGUACGCUGUAUGUUCUGAAGAUAGUAAAUGUACUUGCCUACCCCAAUUCGUUAGGACAGACCAGUCAACGUGUCGACCACUUCUAAAUGGAUUUUGUGACAACAGUGAAGAAUGUCUUACAAAUAAUUCUAGUUGUAUUGAUAAUCAUUGUCAAUGCGUGGGUGACUUUGCAGCGCAAUCUUAUGAUCGCUGUUUACCAACGCAUUUGUAUAGGUCUUGUAAUUAUGAUUUCGAUUGUUAUAAAAUAUGGGGGGCUGAAUGUUUUGAUAAGAAGUGUGUCUGUCAAAAUAAUUACAUUUCUCUUAAUGAAACAACUUGUUCUUUACCUAUCGGUGGAAUCUGUACCAUAGAUGAAGAAUGCCUAGUCGAAAAUUCGAUUUGUAUUGAUAAAAAAUGUCAAUGUAGACCUUACUAUGACUCAAUAUCUAAAAAUGAAUGUAAACCAGCACUGAUUUUGAUUCCUUGUUUUGCAAAAUCAACUGACACAAAUAUACAUGGCUGUAAAUACAAUAGCGAUACUUGUAAUCCAUAUUUGGCAAAACCAUGCUGUGAAAAAAGCGACGUAUGUCAACGGGGAAUAACAAAGAUGACAUUUUAUUGCAUGGAAGCAGAUGUAUUAGGUAGGUCUUGUGACAUCGAUCGGGAUUGUUACAAAAUAAGCCACGCCAUAUGUUCAAAAAAAAAAUGUGUUUGUAAAUCAAAUUAUGUUCCACGUGAAAACGAUUCAAUAUGUUUGCCUUUAUUGGGAGAAAAUUGUGAGUCAUAUGAAAAGUGUUGGCCUAAUAAUUCUAUUUGUGUGGAUCAUCAAUGUGAAUGCAUCGCUUCCUAUGAGCAAGUUAAUGGUCAAUGCCGACCGAGUUAG